This is a messenger RNA of Angiostrongylus costaricensis, 426 nucleotides long. Lineage: Eukaryota; Metazoa; Nematoda; Chromadorea; Rhabditida; Metastrongylidae. The record is from the annotation of a GenBank genome assembly.
AAAACUGCUCCUGACGGCACAGAGACCGUAUCAGCCCAUCCAGCUCGUUUCUCACCUGAGGACAAAUUCAGUAAAUAUCGUGUAAUCAUAAAGAAGCGCUUUGGGGUGCUACCUACGCAAAAGGCCAAGACGUGGAGACGUAUUGUGAGGCAAAAGAUCCGUGCAUCCGUUCCUCGUCCAGUGCUUACGUACCAACAGUGGGCAAAACGUCGCCUCGUAAUCUCAUUCAUACUAUUUUUUAUUGGAUGGAAAGCUUUUGGCGUUACCCUAAGUGAUAUGGUGUUAUGGACUGUGGACGAAAAUUCCGGUGAAGGCCGUUUUGUGACACCUGUGGAGGGGAGGGAACGACGGCUUGAGUCAGAACGUGCUCGGAAUCGUCGGCUACGUAAUACGCAGUCCUUGCCUCAGUUCGACUUCGAUGAUUAA